GAUGGGUGGCCUAUCAAACAAUGUCCAUACCGAUAUUCACCAGCCGAAAAGAAGUUUCUAGAAGAAGAAAUAAAAGCUAUACAGUUAAGAGGAUUCCUUGGAUUGGUAUCUUAUUAUUGGCAAUUUAUAUCCGGAUUCACUAAUAUCGCAGGAUCUCUAAACGCUUUAUUAAAGAAAAAUGUGAACUAUCAUUGGACUACCCGACAGCAAGAAGUGUUUGAAGAGCUUAAAAGUAAACUCGUGACUGCUUCUAUCUUGGCUUAUCCAAAUUUUGAAAAACUCUUCAUUCUUUUUAUGGAUGCUUCUGAUAUAGCUUUAGGGGCUAUACUUUCGCAGCUUGAUACGGAGGAUAAGGAAGA
Messenger RNA from Dentiscutata erythropus, 359 nucleotides. Lineage: Eukaryota; Fungi; Glomeromycota; Glomeromycetes; Diversisporales; Gigasporaceae. The record is from the annotation of a GenBank genome assembly.